AUGGAAAAUAUUCUUGGGGCGACUAGACGAUAUCCGCAAAAACCGGAAAAAACUAGAAUACCUCAAUGUUAUUUUGAGGAAUCUACCAUGCAUGAGAGCUACAAGUGGCCAAAAACCUUGAAAACACGCCCUAAGACCCUUGUGAACCCAAAUACACAACCAAGUCAGGUAGAAUGUCUUUUAUCCUCAAAAAGCAUGAUGGAGUUUGGGGGGACAACGUAUGAAGAAGAUUAUCUUAGACAUUCGAUUCCUCGGUCAAAAACAGCAUUUGUGCCGAGGACAAAAAUAUUGGAAGAACCUCUUUUUUUUGAAAAAACAACAACAUAUAAGGAAAUGAACCGUCCCGUAAUAAGGGCCUUUCGACGUAAUGAAGUGAAACGGGUUAUUUCUUUGAAGCCUAUUGAGAAAAAACAAAUUGUCCCUAGCUUUGGGUAUUCCUCCACGUAUCAAGACGCGUUUUCAAAGAAAACUAUCACACUCGAGACAUAUUCAACACCGGUUGCGAUUACAAAUGCGGUUCCGUUCCGGGGGAAAUCCACAAUGAGGAGCGAUUACAAGUUUAAAAUUCACCCACCGUCUGCUUUACCAACAAAGGAAAAAUUGAGAUCAGAACCUGAAAAUCGAAACUUCAAAACGACAUACCGUUCUUGUUAUAAAAGGCCACCCUAUCCACUACCUUCUCCUUUUGCAAGUUGGGUUAGGCCAUGGACAUGUAAAUGCAACUGA
Molecule: messenger RNA, 726 nt
Organism: Trypanosoma cruzi
Lineage: Eukaryota; Euglenozoa; Kinetoplastea; Trypanosomatida; Trypanosomatidae
Exons: 1
Coding region: 1-726 (241 amino acids)
Source: RefSeq, a predicted model, not a curated record